AUGAUUUUUGGCAAGAAGAACUCGAUAGGAAACGUUUUUAUUGACGUACAGUGUGAGUGCACCCAUCCCAUAUUUAGUUUGCUCACUUUCAAAACACGCGUGCUCCCAGAGUGACAUCACCCUCGUUACUCACUUUCGAUAUGCUUUCUCUCUUUAAAAGGCGCUCGCCCGCCGCCUGUCUCCUUUCUCAUGUCGAACUUCCUAACUGUUCCAGGCGUCGAGCAGGAGAAGCAGAAGAAGGGUCGAUCGAUUCUUCGGCAGCUUUCGCAGCUGUCUCGUCGCUCCAUCGACAGUCUUUCCUCGACGCUUUCCUCCCCGAGAACCCCGAGUCCGAGAGCUACUUUCUCUGAUUACCCCAACCCGUAAGUGCUUCUUUCUUUCUCUGUCUCUAUCUUUCAUCAUAUGAGUUUCAGAUGUGAGCUCAUACUUCUCUCUGCUCUUCAAGGACAUGUCCUUUCCGGAGACGACAUGCGGAACUGUGCUUCUGAGAUUCAAGCUCUGACCCUUCUCGAGAAACAAAAGCUCGUCAACUUCUUCAAACCGGAAGGAGAUGCGUCUGGUAUUCUGGAGAACAACGCCUUCAAAGCGUUCAACUGCUCCAACCUGACCACCGAUCUUCUUCUCAACGGUGGCUGUGAUAUUCUGGAACAGUUGUGGCUCAAACUCAACAAGCUCGUGGUCCCUUCCCUACAAUCGAUGUGCUUUCCUCUCGCUGAAAUCGACGCGUCAUUCGACGUCCAACAACUGAUAUUGACGGCCUUCCGUGACCGAGUUCUCGCUAAGGUAAUAAAAUUUUACAGUUUUUUCGCUUCUAUUCUGGUCAUUCCACCCGGUGUUUAUCAAAGAAAAAGUGUCUAUUUCAGCUGUUGCAAGAUGCUCGUCAAGAAUUCCCGCCACUCAAAUCGAUUCUGCUCACGAUUCUAGUGGAGACCGAUGACAUUUCGACUUCGUUGAAGCAGAAGAUCGAUUUUUGUUUGGGCAAGAAUCCGAACGCUUCUGUGAAACCGCGGUUUCUGAAGAAGACUCGCUCCAAAACGGAUUCGUGUCUGUCCAGCAAACGGAAGUCGGUCUCCUGGAUGGACGACAUGCAGGACGGCUCUCGGAAGUCGUCCACCUUCUGCGCAUAA
Caenorhabditis sp. 36 PRJEB53466 is the source of this 1127-nucleotide messenger RNA. The record is from the annotation of a GenBank genome assembly. NCBI's taxonomy places the organism in Eukaryota, Metazoa, Nematoda, Chromadorea, Rhabditida, Rhabditidae.